This is a messenger RNA of Lepisosteus oculatus (spotted gar), 12161 nucleotides long. It is a transcript of the gene slc24a4b, whose product is annotated as solute carrier family 24 member 4b. Lineage: Eukaryota; Metazoa; Chordata; Actinopteri; Semionotiformes; Lepisosteidae. Gene Ontology annotation, cellular component: plasma membrane. Gene Ontology annotation, biological process: calcium ion transmembrane transport; intracellular calcium ion homeostasis. The record is from RefSeq and is a predicted model, not a curated record. Gene Ontology annotation, molecular function: calcium channel activity; calcium, potassium:sodium antiporter activity.
CCCACUGCAAUGAGCGCAUUCCCACGAGAAUGCAAACCUGAACUCCGCUUUCAGGCUCGCCGUUACCGCGGCGGAAUCAGGGAGCAUCAGCUACAGAAAAAAACAAACACUGGUGGGCUACUGUACACCAAGGUGAGAUCACUCCCUUGUUGAAAGGACAAAGAGAAACAUGCAAGUACUGUCGAGCAGCUCGCCCGUGCUCGACGAAAAAGAGGCAGUAACCGAGUAACUACCGGACGGAGACUCCUAAAGCCUGUGCUGUUUUUCAAGGCGGAUCAACUAACUGCAGUUAUAAUACAGAGCAAUAGAGAUCAAUUGCUGGGUAAAAUCACGUGCCCGCGCAUGUCACCCACGGUUACGAGAGAAAGUUGCAGUUGAGGAUGUAGCGGGGAAGAGAGGAAUGUAUCAUAUGGACCUAACAGUACAUCUGAAAGCAUCGAUCAGUGAGUUACAAGAAACAUACUUUGUAUGUGUAUUUUGUACUACGGGACUUAAAGUGACAAUAAUAAGACAAUAAAGUGUUUGGGCUGCUUUGCUAGGAAGAAACGUGACACUGGAUUCCGAAUGCAACAAUUAACCUUGAUUUGGACAUUAAGAGGAUUAAAUCAUAUUCUGGAAUAAAGAGGACUGUGCUCUCGGGAACAUUGUUAAAAAAUUUUAUGGUUUGUUGCAAGCAAACAUAUAUACUGGUGCACAAAGAUAAUAAUAGGUGACACCAAAUGACUUUUUUUUUGUUUUGUUUAUAAAAGUCAGUCGUUUUAUCAGGUCGAUAUAUUACCAAAAAUAGAGUUUCAAGAGCAUCCCCGUGAUAAGGGAAAGGUGUGAGCACUGUAAGGAAAGACACAUAAGUCAGAAUUGUGCUGCGUGCGUUACAAAGGAUGAACGCGACGAUUGAUACAGUUAGAUAAUUAUUAUCACCGUUUGGGCUGUAUUUGCUCCGGUACACGGAAUUCACACGCGACACUGUGUUUCUGCUGCCGGGACUUCCACUCCAGCGAUUUGAAAUGAGGACCGCAUUCGAAUCCCCGGCUGUCUGAGGCGCACACUUCAGUUUUCAGCUGGUUUUCUUCCUUUCGAAGUAACAUAUACGGAAGAAAAACUGAAACAAGUAAAAAAGACGUCCGAUUACAAUGGAUUUGCAAAAUAACUGGACUGCAUCAAAAAAGACUGUGAUGGCAAAGAUCUUUAAAGUUCGCAAGAGGAGAGAGAUGUUGUUCCUCCAAGUGUGUUUCAUCUGCAGCAUACUGUUUUUGGCGUGGUGCAUGUCAACAUUGCUGUCAAAAACAGGUCAUGGACUGACUGCCACAGGAAAAUGGACAGCAGAAGAACGAUUGGGAAUACGAAGACUCAUGUCAACAGCAGUAGAAAACAUAACGGAUCAAGAGAAGAACUGCACAGAGCCAGCUAUCAAUGAGUUCCCUGAAGACCUGUUUACAAACAAAGAAAGAAAACAAGGAGCUGUGCUGCUGCAUAUAUUUGCGACCCUGUACAUGUUCCUCGCUCUGGCUAUUAUCUGUGAUGAUUUUUUUGUUCCUUCUCUGGAAAAAAUAUGUGAGAAACUUCAUCUGAAUGAAGAUGUAGCUGGGGCUACUUUCAUGGCAGCAGGGAGUUCUGCCCCCGAGCUCUUUGCUUCAGUAAUAGGUGUCUUCAUCACCCAUGGGGAUGUGGGCGUUGGAACUAUUGUUGGCUCAGCAGUAUUCAACAUCUUGUGCAUAAUUGGUGUCUGUGGAAUCUUUGCAGGGCAGGUCGUGAUACUCACCUGGUGGCCUGUGUUUCGGGAUUCCAUCUACUACACCUUAUCAGUGGUGGCUCUCAUUCUGUUCAUUUAUGAUGACAAAAUAGUCUGGUGGGAGAGCCUUAUUCUCAUCAUCAUGUAUGCUGGCUACAUCAUGAUCAUGAAAUUUAACACAAGUAUGCAGAAUUACUUCACAGGCAAAGUGGACAAGAAUUUAGCCAAUGGUAACACAAUGAGCAGCGAACUGGAGGAUGGUAAUACUUGUUAUGACAUUAGGUGGGAUGACCCAUCAGUGCCAUUGCUGAGGCAAGUGAAAAUGAGCAAGACCUACAGCAAGAAUUCAGUGGUCAUGGUGGACGAAAUCAUGUCCUCCAGUCCCCCCAAGUUCAGGUUCCCCGAGGCAGGCCUGCGGAUCAUGAUCACCAAUCACUUCGGCCCCAAGACAAGGUUGCGGAUGGCCAGCAGGCUAAUCAUCAAUGAGCGUCAAAGGUUGGUGCAGGCAGCCAAUGGCGUGGACAGAGUUAUUCUGGAUGCCAAGCAUGACAACAUUGAGAACGGAAACGUUCCCGAGGACAAGCAGGGCGAGGAAGAAGAGUCCAAUUUGUCAUCUCCGUUUUCUGUUCCAAAUGGCUGUAUGGACACAACAAAGUGGCUUAUCUCCUGGCCAGUGCUGCUUCUCCUGUAUUUCACUGUCCCCAACUGCUCUAAGCCCAGAUGGGAGAAAUUCUUCAUGCUGUCUUUCAGUCUGUCUACUCUGUGGAUUGCUAUCUUCUCUUACAUCAUGGUGUGGAUGGUGACAAUAAUCGGUUACACUCUGGGAAUCCCUGACGUCAUCAUGGGCAUCACCUUCCUGGCUGCAGGAACGAGCGUGCCAGAUUGCAUUGCCAGUUUAAUAGUGGCUCGACAAGGCCUUGGCGAUAUGGCAGUUUCAAACACCAUAGGGAGCAACGUUUUUGAUAUUCUUGUAGGCCUUGGAGUGCCGUGGGGAAUCCAGACAUUGGCUGUAAAUUACGGAUCAGAGGUUAAAAUCAAUAGCAGAGGUCUGGUGUAUUCAGUGGUGCUUCUUUUAGGAUCUGUUGCUCUUACAGUAUUGGGUAUUCAUUUCAACAAGUGGAAACUGGACUUGAAGCUGGGCAUCUAUGUACUCGUACUUUAUGCCGUGUUCCUGUGUUUUUCCAUCAUGAUAGAGUACAAUGUCUUCACCUUUGUCAACCUACCAAUGUGUCAAGAGGGCAUCUAAACUGCCAAGACCAAGGAAGAUGCUUCUUGUUUUACUUUUGACUUUAUCUUUUUCUGAAUUCCACCUUUUCCUACCUUUCAUCCUUACUGGAAUAAGGCUGGAAUCCUUGCUGUUUUUAUGGAAUUGUAGUCUUCAUGUCCAUUAAAAAAAUCAAACCACUAAAUCAUAAAUAUGCAUAUUCUUUUUUCAUUUUGGGCAGCAGUUACAAUUGUUUUCCUUUAAUCUCUGUUCAUCCUGUGGAGCCCCGAGAAGGAUCUUCUUUUUCUAUAAAACUACAGAAAUGUCUUAUAAAAAUGUGAAAAGUGGCACAAUCAAGUUCCAUUUUUUGAGAUCCGAUUCUCUCUCUUGUACAACCACAAAACCACAAUGCCAUACAUUCAACAGUUAUUUUGUUUUGUGCAAGUCAUCAGUCUCUGUCAUCAAGUGGACUUAUUAAGAGAUGGCUGAAGUAUAAUUUUUCUUUGUCUCACUGGUAUUUUUUAUAACCUGGAAGCAAAAAAAACUUUUUAAACUGAGGAGCAGUGCAUCAAGAAAUAAUAUCACUGUAAUUUUUGGAAGCACUAAUCAGAAAAUUUUGUGACCGUGGAAUGCUAACAUUUUGAUGAACAAAUGAUUUGUUCAUGUUUAACCUCAGAAGCACCAGCUCUGCAAAGGUCAAAUGUUUCCUCUUGCAAUCAGUUAGCUCUAGAGCUGAUCCAUUUGGAAAAGAGAUUUGGAAGCUACAGUAUCUUACGUUUAUAAAAAAAAUAUCUAAUCCUUUUCUUUUUCCUGGUUAGGCAUUUCAUUAGGUGCAAGGAUAUUGUGCAUAGAAAAAAAAUGGCUACCUUUUUAAAAGGAAAUAUGUUUUUUUUUUCUUAUUGGAAACAUUCCAGUUCUUGUUUUCUGUGGGGCAAGGAGAGCUCUGUAACAGUUCAACCAUCUGAUUCACCAAUUGAAGUGGAAAGUACCGUCUUCAAAGGGUUGCUUUUCCAGGGUUUAUUGAGUGCUUCACUCUGGGAAAAGACAAAAGAAGUGCUCUGAUAAACAGUAUCUGCUACUUUCAUUUGUUUUAAGAAUCAUAAUUGCUCUGCUGCUUCCAUAGAUGAGAAGGCAUUAGAAAAGCUUGUUUAAUAAAACCCAUGGUAAUAGAAUUCUUCAUUGUUCGAGAAUAAGCAGAGGCCUGAACUUUACACACUACUGUGCUAACAAAAGGUGCAACAUUGUGGCUUAUACGAGCAUGCCUUCCAACAAUUAAAACUGAAAGAGCCCACACUUGCCCACUCUAAUACAAUGUCCAUGAUGCCACAGGAAGUACCUGCUUGUCCGAGUGGAAAAAAAGAUUGAAGUUACACUCCUAGGGCAUUUCAGAAUGAUCUGUCUGCUGACCAGAGGAGCCCCUAAUAUUUCUAGCUGCACACCAUCCAGUCUGGUGCUUGCUGCAUUUCAGAGGCAUGCUGUACAGUCUAGCAAACCAGAGGGAACAUUUUAAAAGUGGAGAAUUUUCACUUUGCGUUUUUUGCGUGGCUGUUUUGGGAUGGUUUUUUUCUUGCUGAGCAGAGAUGGGAAGCUCUUGUGGAAACUCCUCCUCUCUUGUCCAGUAUCACUGUCCUGCAGCUUUCAAGAAUACUAAGUGAAUACUGAAUGUAAUACACAAUUAAAACCUCCACAAAGGUGGCAGGGUUCCAUAGGUGAAGUGAAGUUUUUAAAUGCGGGUGAGAUCUUUCUUCAAGAUGCAGGACGUAUCCUGCAGCUCCUCAUAACUGGGCACUUUGUUUCACUUCCGUAAGCUGCUGGCAGCUGUAAGCACCUUCAGUAAGCACCUUCAGGGUACCUGCUUGGAGAAACUGAUGAGAGCUCGGAUGAGCAAAGGCAGACUUCAUGAGGCACUAAGAAAUGAUGGUUUUAGCCAAAUUCUGUAUUUCAGAUAUGCAGCGUGUCCUGUACAGUUUUGUUUUCUGAGGCAUACAGUAUCUCUGCCUUCUGCACAUACAGUACCAGUUUGGACCAUGUAACAGCCUCUUCAAUAAUGAAAGACUGGAAUUGUCAAAGAAUGAAAAUUCACAAAUGAUUCCUUGAGGAAAUUAAGGCAAGAGCACUCAAGGAAUUCUCAAUGGGCAAGUUUUUAACACAUUGUGUCCCUCUGAGUGCCGAAGACUUCAGAAUAUGUGCACAUGCAGGAGGCUGGGACAGGCUCUGGGUUUUUGACAUGCAAUCUGUAAUUAUAUUAUGAAUCACAAAUUUUACUCUUCAAUAAUGUGUAUAAAUGUGUACUCGUAUGCGAACAUGAUCUCUGAUUUCUGAAUGCUGCCAAUAUCAUACUGUACAUACCUGCAUCUCUUUACCAGCAAGAACUACUGGCUGAUAAUCAUACAUUUUCACACUUAGUUUUCUUGAUUGAUCUGGAUUUUAUGGGGAAACUGAAGUCUCUGCUGUUCUGCUAGGUGGCUGAUUUUUAGCUUGUUAGUGUGACAUGUAUGACCUUGCAUUUAAAAGAAAAAGCCCAUAAGACUGUCACAUAGAUUUGUUUUUACUGUUUACCUACAAAUUACAAAUUACAAAACUACUGCAUUGAAAGAGCUGGCAUGUUCCACUUUCACCUAAAAUGCCCCUAGCCAGUAUUUGAUGUUUUGGAGCCAUUGCAGGGUAUGACUGAUCUGAUAAUAACGAAUGAGACUAGGCCCCCCAGUUUAAUAAUUAAGAUUUACAUCUCAACAUUUGGUUUAUUUAGACAUCAGCUAAGGUACAUAAGCUGGGCUCAAGUCUUAAUAACAAUCAGGAAUCGCAAUAAACAGUAUUUAUUUUAUAAUAUUUUAUAAACAAUAUAAACCAGCAAUUAAAAACCAGAAUAAAAUUAAAACAAACUUUGCUACCUCCCUCCCUUCCCCACCUACAACAACAGCUCAUUACUGAGGAGGAGAAAAAACAAAAAACACAUAAUCUAAAAGCCCAUGACUACGACAAUGGUAGGAAUAGAAAACAUACAUAUUUAUAAUAUGGAAUACUAAUUUAAAUAAGAUAAUUGUUCACUCCCAUGACCUGAUUUAUCUACAGUAGCACCAGGGAUUAUUUUUGUCAAAGACUCCACAGAUGUUAUCUCUGGCUAUAAGAGCUUUGAAUAUUAUUAAUACAGCAUUAUUAAAUUAUUAACCCACAUGUUAUUUGUGUGGGUUAGAAACAGCCAUGCUUGCCAUUAGGCAAUCUAUAAUUCAUGUUACUCAGAAUCUUAAUCACAAUGUGAUCACAACAUUCAAGGAAAUUGUACAGGAACAGCGAUUGUUAAGUGUUGAUGAAAUCCAACCUAAUUGACUCAUUGUCAAGUGUUCCUUGUCAUUAACUUUGUCUCACCCUACACUUCCUGAAAAGCUGAACACUGUACUUGUAGAGAUCUAUCAGGGUUCGUUAUUGAACAAUUCCAGUGGAAGCUCAUCAUAGAAUUGUGUUUCUGCUUUGAAAGGAAAAAGAAUAGUGAAAUAAAUGGAGCUAUACCAAGCAGCUAAGCCUGCACAGCAGCAUACUGUAGGUUGCUGUCCCUGUUCAGUUUGAAAUUCUUGUUGGGGUGACUUAAUUGUGUUGCUGUUGAUUUUUAGUUUGUUCCAGUGUCUAAAUUUUUUAUUAUCGUUGCUCUGGGUGAGCAUUGUUUAAACUUUGACAAAAAUGAAAUCUCUGCAUAUCUGAAGACUUUACACUACAGUGUAAUCUUUUAACCAUAAAGACUGGGGCAAUUCUGAUAUUAAAAAAAUCAGUUUUUUUAAUCAGAAUCAGAAUUGCUUAAUUGCUAAAAAUUGCUAAAAAUCAGAAUUGCUUAAUUCUCUUUCUUAUAUAAAUUAUUAUAGGUGGAUUUUUCCAUUCCAAAUACACAUUGCCCUCUAACAAUAAUGGAACAACAAAAUAAAGCUGUCAUUUUUGCUUCAUGGUCAAGCAAUUUAUCUUUUUGAUAAUGAGAUUUGUAUGAAUGAUAUGUACAAGACAAUAUACUGUAUGUUUUAGUUUUGGAAUUAUAAACCAUUCAGUAUUUGAUGCAUGUGUAUUGAAGAAUAUUUGUGUUCAGCUGUGUAUUUCAACUCAUCCUAAAGAGAAAGGUGUGUGACAGGAUACAUUUUUCUAACAUUUUUGUGCUACUGUUUAGACAGGUGAUAAGUUAUUCCAGCAAUCGAUUCUGAGUUAACACUGCUUGAAUGCUGUAAGAAAGUAGUACUGCCAUUGAAACUAAUAAUGAAGCUUUUCAAAAUAAAUCAUUCAUGUAGUAUGAGCAAUGUAACAGAAACUAGCAGUUUAAAAAUGGUCCCUUUCUAACAAAAAAAUCCAUAAGUACUUUCAACCUAAAUCCAAACCAAGCAGUUAGCAACUGAUAUGAAACAAUUUGACAGCUUUCAAAUUCCUUGAAAGUGCAGUAGUUUAUUCUUUUGGUUUUUGUAAUUAAGUAUUUAUCAUAUAUUUACAUAGUUGAAAAGUUAUAUUCAUUCAAAUAGUCAUGAGUCAUAAAACAAGACAUAUUAAAAUAAACAACAGGUGCACCAGAAAGAAGUUGAAUGACAAUUUUAAUAAAUUGUAAUAAUCUUUUUUACAUACUGUACAUUUCACUUUGCUGUGGGAAGGUUUAUAGGUUUAGAUUUAUAAGUAUAGGUUAUAUGGUAUAGGUUUAUAAGAAACAGCGUGAUGUUUAUGAUUUAGCAUUCAAACUGGAGUUAGUAAAAUACUAACACUAGCAAGCAUAGACUUUAAACUCCAUAUCAUCUGCGUAAUAUGUAAUAAUUUUUACCUGGAUGGGCUCUUUGGUUCGGCACUUGGUUUGGUUCGGAAAAACUCAUAAAUUAGUAUGUCACAGCAGAGGCUGAAGUCAUCCUUGUGAAAUUCAGCAAGCAACGCCAAACUUCAGAAAAUGGCAGCUAUAAGUGAUUGUGGGAGAUUUAUAAUGACAUUUCUACUAAAUGUGCUCAAAAGUACCUUUUGGUAACAGGUAUGAUAACUGCAUGCCUGACAUAAGCUAUAAGCCAUUAUACAAACAAUACUGGCAGAAAAUGCCAUUUCUCCCUCAUAUACUGUAAAUGAGAGAUACCCAUUUGUGGUUUUUAAAGGAAAAUCCCUUCUUGUUUCUCAGUGGCUGGGCAAAAGUAUAAGCAAUAUUGCUUGUCUGUGAUAAAAGUGAAUGGCAGUAGUUACGUUGGAAUGUGGUAUAUUAGACAAAUGUGUUUGUAACUGCAGAUCAUACAUCUACUAAACUCUAUAGAAUCCACAGAUAUUUUUACUCUCUCUAAAAGGGUGGGAUGUUCAAUGCUAUGUUCUUGAGACAAAUAUUAUCCUUGUAAUGACUUUUAAUCAUGACAGUGCUGAAGCACAAAUAGAAGCACAUAAUGCAUAAUUAAAUAGAAUUUGCUGUCUCUCCCUAGAUUUAUGAAGGUAUGAAACUAUUUCUAAAGCAGACAAUAGGCCUUCCAUCAGGGUUCAACAAACCGUUUCCUCAGGUUGUCAACCAGCCAAGCAAGGGUAAUUCAGUUUAUCCUGAAAACACAAAGUUCUGCUAAAUGUCUCAUGUAUCAUGAUUAGUUCUGUGGUAUUCAAGAAACAAUUUACAUUGUUAAAAAAGCACUAUUUACAAAAGCUAAUUUUAUAUAGCGAGUGUUAUAAAAAUACAGUAAAUGGACAGUUCUGCAAAGGCAAAGGUGUAUCAAGAUGCAUCUAAAACCUUUUUUCUGUGGACAAUAGAAAUGAGCAGCAUAUUUACUUUAUAUCAGUCUAAAAAAAGCAGUUUGGCUUUAAGAUGGAGUACGUGACCGUUGUUUCUGGUGUACUUAUUAUUAUUGUUUCUUGAAAAAAACUUUUUAUUUUGUAUCUUUAUGUACAUAAUUGACUGGGUUGUAAGAUCACAGCCCCAUGGCUGUAAGAAUACUGGGGGUUUUAUCUGCUGCCUAAGCUCUUGAGAGAAGUAAGUGACCACACAUGCAGAGUUGAGCUCUUUCCUCCCCCUAUAAAUAGACUGUCCAUUUUCUUCACACCUCACUCUACAUAACCUCACUCUAUACAGUCUUACGAAACUGUUUAUUUGCUUGGACUAAUUAAACAUUUUAAAGCACUCCAUGACUUAGGUAUCUUGGAAACUUCUAUAGAAUAUUUUACUGUUUUACAGUAUGUUCUGGUGACCGUACUUAAUGAUAAUAUACAGUACAGUAUCUACCUUUCGAACUCAAUAUCUUGCAAUCCAGAUAAAUCUGGACUAAACAGGAAUACAAAAAUUACUGUAUAUGGUUUCAGUUAAACAGUUAUGAAACACCCCAAAUUUAUCUAUAGACCUGGAGCAUUCCAGAGUUCUGUCCCUGAAUGCAUCUCAAACAAAACACAUUAGCAGGCCAAAGAGAGAAAACCUGCAUCCUAAGAAGAAAAUGGUGAAUCCUGGGUAGGAUCCCUCUCUAAAACACAGAUGCCCUCAGGUGAAUGGAAAUAAUUUUCCCUGUUCCAAAAAUGCAUCACUGAAGUACAGUAGGAAAUCAAAAUUUCUUAAAAUAACAUGGCAAGGUCUCUUGCAAGAAUGUUUAGAUUAGCUAGCAAGAAUCUGGUACCCAGUUUGGCUUGAAAAUGGAACUCUGUGAGUUACAGUUUUGGACAAAAUGAAUGAUUAUGAUGAUAUACAGUAUGUUGUCCCUUUGUCUCCUUUCCGGUCUCCGGUCUAUAUUUUUGCUGAUAUCCAUUUCUAUAGAGAGUGGCUUAAUGGCCUCAGAAGGAAUGACCUGCUCACUGUUGAAUGUUUAUUCUUUAAUAUGGCUGUCUUAAUGAUUUACUGUGAAGGGACACGCUUUGAUCAUCUUUGGCUUAACUCCAAGCUCAAGGAUAGCUAGGCAAAUACAAACAAACAAUAACUGUUGUUCCAAACACUGUAAGGUAAGCCUUGCUAAUCUUCGUUCUACCCCCCCCCCCCCCCCCCAGUUACAUUACAACAAUACUAAGGGUGUGUAAGGUACUUAUACUGCAUAAACCUUUAUAACAUGUUAGUUAUAUUGUUUAUCAUCGGUCUGAUGCACCUCCGACAACCAAAAAUAACUGUACUUAAGAGGAUGUAUUGCUGUAAUAGUAAUUCAGUAUAGUAUUUAAAAUAAAAAUAAAAAAUUAUCUGGCAGAGAAGUACAUUUGAAAGACCAACUGCACAAACUGAAAGAUUAGAUAGAUAACCUCUGGGUCCCCUAAGUGAAAAAUCAGUAGGUGUAAUAAAUAGGAAACUCCUUUCUGCGCAUUAAACACUGAGUCUUUUCCAUUUUGUGUUUAACAAUAGCAAAUGGAAGAGAAAUGAAUAAAUCAAGAUCUAUGUUCUAUUUUGAUCUAUGAUCUAUUUUCUUUAUUUUUCAUCAAACACCUUGAGACAAAAAAUGUCAGGAGAUUCCUCCUGAACAGCACAUGAAUCAUUUAAAUGCCUGGGUCCACCAGGAAUUUCAGACACUGGAAUGUGUCUGGAUAUUUGUGGAUGUGGGGGCAGGGCAGUACGGAUGCAUAAACCUUCCAAGUUAUAUUAAUUGUGCAUUUUGGUUCUGAAAGAUUCGAAUGCUGUGCACAUGUGUAUGUAACCAAUGAAUGAUGCUGUAUUUUACUGUUUCCCAGUGGUGACCAGUCCAUCAUCUCUAUACAACCACAAACCUAGCAGACUGGAGCCCUUAAAGCCCUAUCACUGUGUCAGCAAUUCCCCCUUUCCCUACUUCCCUGCUUUGCGGGUAGUCUGUUACCAGGCUUUAAAUUUGGUUUGUCCUUAAGACUGUUAACCUUGACAGGCAUGUGAGAGACAUUUAAAGUGGGAAAAGGCACAUUGAUUGAAAAUGAGAAAGAAUUGAAAGAGUAGCUUGCAAAGGAAACUUAAAGGAGAUAACAGAACUUCCAUCCUGUUUUCAACUUGGGGUGCGACACUAUCAGGGAUUUCCUUUCUGCUAGCCUGUUGUGGCUGCUGGGCAUUACAGGAUCACCAGUCUUUCUCUUGGACAUGAUCUCUUUCCUGCUGGUGAGAGCAAAGGCCCCAUUUGAAUUAACAGACUUGCACUGAGCAACACUUCAGUGAGUCACAAGUUCCUUAAGAUGUGAAAAAAUAACACUGUGGUCACUGAGGUUAUUAUCGAAUGGCAAAGCAUUUGAAAGCAUAGUCCUGAGUGCAUACUGCUGCAACCUGUACAAUGACCAUGAAAAAGGUGGGUAGGUGUUUCCACCACGGAUCUAUCAGUUCUUUCAGCUUAAAAAGAUUACUUAGUAAUGCACGGAAAAUAACAACAGGAUGUAUUACUGAGGUUGCUUUCAACUAAGUACAGGUUUGGGGAAAACAUCACAGUAGUAUGGUCAGAUAUUGAAACGUAACAUUAUUAGAUAAUACUUCAGACUGAAAAGUACAGUAUACUGUAUACAUCUUUCAUCUUCCUCUACAUUAUAGAAGAACGAAAAGGUGUAUUUUGUGUGUUAUUUUUAAAUGAACAGUCCAUAAAAAUGUUAACAAUUAAUUAGGCAGUGUCUCAUGCUGUUUAUUUGUUUUCACAAAGUUUUCACAAGUUACAUUUGCAGAGCUUGAAAAAAUUCAAGUUGUGUUUGAAAGAAACUUCAAUAUGUACAGUAAGCUGAGCCUUGACAUUUUUGGGGUAAAGUUAAAAGUUUCAAUUGUUAUGUGCAUGUAGAUUUUCCAGGAAGCAAAUCAUAUGUGGUCACUUACUAUUUCCAAUUAUUUAAGAUUUAACUGAUGAUAAACAUGCUCUUGCUUUUUAUUUUGUCUAAAUGUUUAAGAAAUAUAUUGUGAAAAUUCACAGAAUUCAUUACAUACCUGUUCAUUUACCGUUUUUUAUCAAGCUUCAUCUUACCUACGGCAUUACAGGAUCCUUCUGUUUCAGAAGGCAGUUAAAAUUCCCUUUGAAAGGUAAGCAGUCAAUGGAUUCUGAAGCAAUGCUGUCAAAAUUAACAGUUGUCAUUCAUGUAAAAAAUAGACAGGUAUGUAAUAAUUUGAAUGAAUAUGACCUGAUGCACUGUGAAUGCAAUGUGAUGUAGGGUCAUUUCUAAAAUAAAAUUCAAUAACUCGUAUAAAGUUACUAAAAUGAAGACAUCUAUAUAUACCUGUAUAUAUGAAUUGUAUGAAUAUAUUGUCUUGCCAUUUAAUAUAUAGUAUCAAACCAGUGCAUUUUACUGUAAAGCAAUAAAAAAAGAAAAUUGGAAAAAUUACAAUUCCUAUACAGUACAUUGUUACAUAAUUCCUUGAAA